Molecule: messenger RNA, 1159 nt
Organism: Micromonas pusilla CCMP1545
Lineage: Eukaryota; Viridiplantae; Chlorophyta; Mamiellophyceae; Mamiellales; Mamiellaceae
Exons: 1
Molecular function (GO): oxidoreductase activity
Source: RefSeq, a predicted model, not a curated record
UCACCGCCGACGCGCGUCCGAACCCGACGGGCCCUCCGCGUCGAUGAUGAGCGGCUGCACGGCGCGCGCGUCGCCGGCGCUCUCCUCGCGCGCGCGCGUCGCGCGUCGACCUCGAAUCGCGACGACGAAAUCGCGCGUCGUCCCGAGCAGACGCGGCGAUUCGACAUCGUCCACCAGGGAUCCCUCCGGGCGCGUCGUCGUCCCCGCCGCGCUGUUCGGCAAGAAAGAAUCCCCGCCGUCGACGCCGAAAGAAUCCGCGCCGGACGUCACCGUCCCGAUCGACGAGCUCACGGAGACGUGCCGUCGCGCGAUCAAGACGUACGGAUACGACGACGACGAGACGCGGAUCCUUCUCGACGUCAUGCUCUACGCGCAACUUCGCGGGAACAACCAGGGGAUCAUAAAAGUCACGACGAAAGGCAUCGCGCGCGACCCGAGCGCGACACCGGCGACGAUAACGCACGAGACCAAGCUCAGCGCGGCGUACGACGGCGGGAAAAACGCGGGCAUGGUCGUGUUACACCGCGCGAUGGAGAACGCGAUCGACAAGGCGAAAGCGCACGGCGUCGGCGUGUGCGGCACCUGCAACACGUUCACGUCCACGGGCGCGCUGGGGUACUACGCGGAGAAGGUGGCGAAUGAGGGGCUCAUCGCGCUCGUGCUCGCGGUGAGCCCGGAGUUUGUCGCGCCCGCGGGCGCGAUCGAGCCGAUAUUCGGGACGAAUCCGAUCGGCGUCGGGAUACCGACGGCGACGGGGCCCGUAGUCCUGGACAUGGCCACCUCCGCGUACUCGUUCUUCGGUCUGCUCGAGGCGCGCACCGCGGGGAAGAAGAUCCCGCUCGGGGUGGCGAUCGACGGGAGCGGGAGCUUGACCGAGGAUCCAAACGCGGUCAUCGACGGCGGCGCGAUCAAGACGUUCGACGGCGGGUACAAGAGCUCGAACUUGGCGCUGAUCGUCGAGCUUCUCGCGGGGCCGCUCGUGGGCGCCGCGGUGACGUCCAAGAUGUCGGAGAAAAACUGGGGGAACUUGGUCGUCGCGAUCGACCCCGCGCUCUUGGGGCAGGACGAGUUCGAGAAGCGCGCGGCGAUCGUGACGCGGCGCGUGAAGGACGCGAAGAAGGCGCCGGGGACGGAGGAGAUUUUUCUUCCGGGCGAACGC